AUAAUCAAUACGGCACAACAUUUUGCUCUGUCAUCGGCAAAUAAAACUAAAGUAAAAGUUCCACUAAUUUCGGAACUCAUUCCCAAGGUCUUACUAGUAAACGCCAGUGACGUAACUGUCAAACGGAGCAGGAAAAUAAAUGGGGACCGUCUGAACGUACGAAUGUUAUAGCACUGUACUGGUACAGCAUCAGUUGUUGUUAUGUUUCGGUGCGGUGCGGUGCGGUUGUUAUGAAUUUAGUGCGGUGAACCGAACGAAAAAAUAAGUGACAAUGACGACGUUACUGGUGUCUGCAGCCGAACUAUCCAAUAUUUUCUCGGUUUUGGCUGUGUUAUUAUGUUUUUGUGCCAUGAUCUUAUUCAUCACAAGGAAUAUGAUGGUAUUGAGGGUGCACGGAGACGACUUCGUGUUCCCGUCAUCUCUGCACCAAGUUGCGCCCAGAAUACCUCAAAUGAAUAUGAUGAAAGUGCAUAUUCCAUUCACAUUCAAACUGCUAGAAACAUCGAAAUCUUCGUAUGCUGAUGUCCAGUGCAGCAUGUCGAGCCAAGUGAAUUAUUGCGUGUACGCCUUCUGGGGCGUCAACAUCCGAGAACUUCACAUUUUCUUAUGGAGACCCUGGUCCGAUCUUAGGGACGCCUGCAACAGCGGCGACUUCCUCAAGGGCUACUACCAAUAUUCCGGAAUCCAAUUUCAGAAAUCUCCCCAUUCGGAUCAAACGGUGACGCUGAAACUCCCCGCCGCAUCGUUGGAUCUUGGUACACCACCAAGACUGUGUUACCCCCUGGUUAUAAUCUUGGUGAGGAACAACACCGGUGACAACAUCCAUCCGGACGAAACUGUCGCCCUCAUCAACGUGGUACACAUCAAGGAUUCGGUGUGUACUUUGCCCACCAGCAUCCUGGCGCAGUACCUCAAGCAGGCCAACGGGCAAUUGUCUUGCUUAAAACAAUUGUAUUUGGCCACCGGUAACCCGGGUGGUUACGAAGAAGGUCAGAUACCGCUUGCGGUGGCCGAGCCGGUGGAAGGCGGUCCGGAGCCGGUGACUCGCACCUUGGUCUGUCCGACCAACGAGGACUCCACGCUUUGGAACAGUUCCGGCGAGCAACUGUGCGUGGUCUGUCAGUUUUUCCCGUUGUCCAGGGCUCUGCUGCCCUGCAGACACACAUGCAUAUGCGCGAGCUGCUUCGACAAGCUGGACAGAUGUCCGAUGUGCCGGGGACCCAUCAAGAGUUACUUUUGCAUCCGCGGUGAGGAGUACAUGCCGAUACAGUCGCAGGGCCCCAAAACGGCCUCGUCCCACCACGGUCCCAUCUACAACUGGUUGGACAGCUGGAACGAUAGGCUGACCGAUUUCCUCGGCUUCCAGAGAUAACCGCCCGUCACGUGCGGGAACGCGUAUCUGUUCGUGAUAAUAUAUUCGUUAUAGAAUUAUAUGUUCGUAGAGCGUUGAUUUGACUGCCAGAUGGGAAUUGCCGUUUUGUUGUUUCUUUAAUUUUAAUCUGCUUACACAAUCACAUGUCGUUCAUAACAAUUUAUAGUGGAUGAGUAUACAUAAACAACAAUUUUUUGAUUAAUUUAAUGCAUUUAUUUAUUACCGUAUACAUUUAUUCGCUGCAUUCGUAUUGUAUACACGAGUCGUAUUAAAUUGACACACGUUUUACCGAAAAUGCACUUUAUUUAUUACUGAAAUUAUUUUCAGUUCCUACGUAAAUGUUAUUAAAUUAUUGAUUAUACACUGGAUUAGUCAGUUUUGACCGAAAAUUGGCCACUAAGGGUGUAAUCUUAUUGUUAGGUAUGUAUAUUUGGAAGGCACUAAUUGGAAAUUGCAAGAAUUGUUUUUAUAACCAUUAAACAUUAGUUGGAUUGUGUCUAAAAGUUACUUACUAUUUUGUAUGGUGAUUAUGUAUAAAAAUAGUUAUUAAAAUAGUGCAGUCUAAAGCUAUGAAAAAUUUUAUGGUCCUCUUCUCCUCAUUUAGAAGAAGGCAGUUAUUCAGUAGCUAAAAAUUAAGUUUAUGUUAUGCUAAUUAUGAUAAUUUUUUGCACUUUUUAAGAAGUAUUAUGCUGCCUUAAAAAUCACAGUUUUUUGUGUUCCCAUCUUGAAAGUCAGUAGGAGUCUUCGUAUUUAUUUUUCUUAAUUUUAUGAUUCUCAAUAAAAGUGCAUCACAAGUUAGUUUCUAUUUUAGAUUAGUAAGAUUGCAAAACUUAAUAAGAUACUCAAGUAUAUAGUUAUAUCCACUGUGUACAAAUUUUUGCAUAUUUUUUAAUCUGUAUAUUUAUAGCUGUAUCCACAGGAUGACGUUUGUAUGUCAUAAAUUAUAAAGUGAUGUUUAACUACAGUUUAGGUUGUGAGGUUAAUAUUUGUAAUAUAGUAACAGUAGUUAUUUUUUGUCCAUAGCUUUUAAGAAAUCUUCUGUAUAUUUUCUCUAAUAAUGCAAUAAUGUUUAUACUGUGUAACUAGCGAAUGUCAAUAUUUAAUGUAAAAAUAUUUUACAGUAUAUUUUAGUAUUUAUAUGACUUAAACCUGUGAUAAUAUAUAUGUUUAAAUAAAUAAAAUUAUUUAAUUAA
Molecule: messenger RNA, 2565 nt
Organism: Aethina tumida (small hive beetle)
Lineage: Eukaryota; Metazoa; Arthropoda; Insecta; Coleoptera; Nitidulidae
Product: cell growth regulator with RING finger domain protein 1-like
Exons: 7
Coding region: 272-1372 (366 amino acids)
Biological process (GO): negative regulation of cell growth
Source: RefSeq, a predicted model, not a curated record